AUGUGCCUUCUUUGUUCACUCCUCCAACGUGUCAUUCAUCCCCCCGCCGAAGUAAGGGCCAUUCGCGAGGCCCUACCCGAGAUUUGCAAGGUUGUCUUGGUCCAUUUUUUGGAGCCUUCUUUUUGUCGAGACACUAAGUUGUCUUCGCCACCAGACACGGAGCCGUGCAGGUGGCAGAUUGACGUAGUCAGUUUGAAAAGACCAGACGUGCAUCUAAUUGGUCGUGAGGAACCAGAAAAGUAUACUCCUCGCGAAGUGUCGCUCCUGCGAGAACUCGAUGGGUGCAACUCUUCCGAGAGUUGCAAGAAUGAGUCUCUGCCAUGUGCGUACGGGAUUGAAGAUCCUUCGGAUGCAUUCUGGCUAAGAAAAUAUGACCGAGAAAGCAAGUUUGUUGUUAUGUUUCAAAUCGCAUUCGCGUCGCUUUUGUUCUUCUUGGUUUCUAUUAUUUCAGAAGGAUCAAUUUAUUACCCACAUGCCCCGGGAAGUUUUUCGCUUCUUUCCGCAGCGACGUUUUCUAUCAUUGCUUUGUCUGCUCUUUUGUAUCUCAUCAUUGUUCCAAGGGAAUAUCAGCUAUCGCUAUACGGUCAGGGACUUUGGCAAUCAUUCGGAUAUUGUUGCAUCAUCCUCACGGUAGCAGCUGCGCUUCCCUUUCUCACUGUCGUUUGGAUUAGCUUCUGCCUCUUCGCAAUUUACUUUCUUGGCUUUUUUGUCGAGCAACUGCUGUGUAUGAUAGGUGGUACGCUCUACUAUUUGGGUGCCCUCUUUGCGUAUCAGGCUGAACACACGCUUUACGAGUUGCGUCUCAUGUACGGUGGUGGUAACCAAGACCAGGCCGAAAUUGACCGCCAAGUACUACAGAUGAGUGAAACAUUUUUACGUAGAGUCCGAGGAAACGUGUUCCUUUACAGAAUUCCAGAAGCGCUGGAACAAGAUGGCAUUCAAGUAGUCGGGAAUACAUUACCAGAACAUCUAUUCGACGAGAUGGUACAGGAAAAUGUCCCUCAGAUUGAUUUUGAAGGUCUUGAUGAUAGCCCAGACGAGAAUGCUCCGUCGUCGACCCCCACAGUCACGACUCCCUUGUUGCAGCAGAAUCAAGGUUCGGUGCCAUGACGAGAAACAGAGCUGUCCACAACAUGAAAUACUGCACGGCUGACUGGGCGCUCCGAGUGAAAGCGACACCUUAAGGCACAAGAUACUGGAUUAUAUUCAAUGGACAGAACUGCAGUUCCUGUUACACGACCGCUCUUGACUGGAUCUCACCAUUUGUGUAGCGGUUGGUAAACCUCGAGCACGCGAUGCCAUCCAAACUGUACUAUCGAACACAUUCUGCUAGGUAUUUCUAGGUCGGCGCGUUUCAGCGGUCGGGAAAGGAGCUAAACUGGCCGCUUAAAUGAGGAAUUCUGCCUGAUCAAGCCACAGCAAUUGCUAAACGACGUCUCUU
Messenger RNA from Chondrus crispus (carragheen), 1441 nucleotides. RefSeq lists its product as hypothetical. Bases 1 to 1110 code for a protein of 369 amino acids. Lineage: Eukaryota; Rhodophyta; Florideophyceae; Gigartinales; Gigartinaceae. The transcript is spliced from 2 exons. The record is from RefSeq and is a predicted model, not a curated record.